Molecule: messenger RNA, 2376 nt
Organism: Parnassius mnemosyne (clouded apollo)
Lineage: Eukaryota; Metazoa; Arthropoda; Insecta; Lepidoptera; Papilionidae
Source: the annotation of a GenBank genome assembly
AUGGCGGGUUCUAGAGAGAGAUUACUUUACGAAAGACAUUCGGACUAUGAACAGGAGUAUGAUCGAAGAACUAGAUACGACACAGAGUAUGUGACGGGGCGAACCAAACCUGCGUAUUACGAGAAUCGUUACACAGCGCAACGCUUCGAGCCGGACCGGUCCGAGCCGGAACGGGCCGCUAACAACCGGUAUAAGGAACGAUUCGACCGCUACGAGAGACCAAGACGCAAAAACGGUUACGUUUACGAGGAUAUUUACUCUGACUACGACGAGGCUCAGGGACGGCUAUCGCUAUUCAGGCCAAUAAGGCCCGAAUACUUGAACCUUUCCACUACAUACGAAUCUAAAUAUAGCACAUUGCCUCGAAACUACACUUAUUACGAAGACAGAACGCGUAGAUAUAAGAAAGAUUACUACGAUUUUAGAAUCGAUGAGAGACGCCGUUCAAGAGAAUUAUACGAGCCUUAUAAAACUCAUGAAGUCAGAAGGAAACCUACAUACGACCGGAAACCAGAUACCGUUUACGCAGGUAGACCAAAACCGGUGAUACAACUAAAUAGAACCGAACGAAAAACGCCUAAAAACGUAGCGGUGUGCAAACCGCUUCGCUUGUCGGAAAAAAACGCGCGUUACUGGACGACGGAGCCACCGAAUAGUGCCCGUACAAAGCCAAAGAAAGAUGAACCGAAGAAAAAUGUGAAAUUUUCCGAAGUGUCCGGUUGUAACCGGAAAAUGGUUGUCGAUGAUCCGGUUUGCGGUCGCAAGUUAGUGGCAGUCAGGGAGUUGGAAGUGUCGCUCGACCAAAUGAUACAGAAUGGUUAUUUUGAGAAGCACAAUAUACCUAUAUUGAGGCCAGAGAAGACGAAGCCGGAGAUACCGGCCCCGGAACCGAACGGGAAGUGCUUAUCAGUUGGCGAAACGAAAACUUCGAGGAAAUCCAGACAUCUGCCGCAGGUGCUAGCAGCUCUCGCAGUAUCCUUGGCCCCGUUCUCAGCGGGACUUGGCAAGGGCUACAGUUCCCCUGCGAUUGCCUCACUCCAGGGCCCCGGCGCUAACGCCACCCGGCGUGACUUCCAUCUCACAGAUCAGCAGGCUUCAUGGCUAGCAUCGCUGUCAUUUCUGGGUGCACUCUUCGGUGGAAUGGCGGGAGGGGCAGCCAUGAGACACGGACGUCGCAGGGUACUGUCUCUAGCGGCGGCACCCUGCAGCGUCUCCUGGCUCCUGACAGUGGUGGCGACGUCAGUCAGGAUGAUGUGCAUCACGGCGUUCCUCGGCGGUUUCUGCUGUUCUAUUCUCACCAUGCUGUCUCAGGUCUACAUCAGCGAGAUAUCAGUGCCAGAUAUCCGGGGCUGCCUUAGCGCCGUGCUCAAGAUUGUGGGUCAUCUCGGAGUGCUGUUCAGUUUCACCAUCGGCGCCUACCUCGACUGGCAGCAGCUCGCGCUCUGCAUAUCGGCCGCUCCCUUACUUCUGUUCUGCACCGUACUCUACAUACCAGAAACACCGAGCUAUCUCGUGUUGACCGGUAGAGACGAGGAAGCGUACAAGAGUCUCCUCUGGUUACGGGGUCCCGACUCUGACGUAGCUCAGGAGCUAGCCACGAUAAGAACUAACGUUUUGGCGAGUAAGAACUUUAGUCAAAGGCAAAGCCAGAUGUCGAGUAGUCAGCUAAUCAACUCACUAGAUGUGCGAACAAUGAAUCGGCUCCUCGGACCGAUAUUAGUGACAUGCGGUUUGAUGACCUUCCAACGAUUUUCUGGCGCUCACGCGUUUUCCUUCUACGCUGUUCCGAUAUUCAGGAAAACUUUCGGCGGCAUGAACCCUCAUGGUGCGGCUAUAGCUGUAUCUUUCGUACAACUCUUGGCAUCUUGUUUAUCGGGACUUUUGAUUGACACUGUAGGGAGGCUGCCAUUGUUAAUUGUCAGCUCUGUGCUCAUGUCUAUGGCCCUUGCUGGCUUUGGGAGUUACGCAUAUUACGAAGAGGUGCACAGAAAUCAGCGCAUCCAGAACGUGAUGUUCCACCAAACCGUUGGGCAGAACGACUGGAUACCUUUGCUCUGUGUGCUGGUAUUCACGAUCGCGUUCUCGUUAGGUAUGAGUCCAAUAUCCUGGCUGCUGAUCGGGGAACUGUUCCCUCUGGAAUAUAGAGCGUUCGGGAGCGCGAUGGCCACAGCUUUCAGCUACCUCUGCGCGUUCGUUGGUGUUAAAACCUUCGUGGACUUCCAGCAGGCGCUGGGCCUUCACGGGGCCUUCUGGUUGUACGCGUCUAUAAGUGUGGGGGGCCUCUGUUUUGUUGUUUGCUGCGUACCGGAGACCAAGGGUAAGGAUCUGGACGAAAUGGACCCGAAUUACGUACAAAGUCUGUCACCUAAACGGUAA